UUAGAUGUCAAAGAACUUGAAGUGGAUUUAAUGUUUGGGUAGUUUGCCUCCAUCGUAGUUUGUCAUUGGCUUUGACACUGUGUCAAACUAUGAUAACAUGAAUGGAUAUAAUGUAACAGAUUGCCUUUGAAAUGAUUUAAAGCAGGCAAAAUACUUGGGAUACUCUUGGGAGGAUAAGACACAGCUGUCUUCCACCACCUUGGCUCUAGUUGUGUCACUGAUGCAGCUAGAAUGGUGGCGUGGCAUCGGCAGGGCAGGGUCAGUUUUAUCUAGCUUUAACUGUGACAAUGUCAAAGUUUAUAACACUUGGCAGUGGAAAGAGCCUUAAUACACGAAUUCCCAGAAAUCCCAAGUAUCAGCAUGUCAAAACAAAGCUGGACACAGGAGCCAGUAUGUCAAAGCAUCUUGAGAAAAUGGAGGAAACAAACAAAUAUUACAAGUACCGCAAAGAUGAACUUUUCAAAAGGCUGAAGGUGACAACUUUCGCACAGCUGAUUCUUAACGUUGCUGCUUUAUCAGAUCUGAAUGAAGACGGUGGUAAAGAAGAAAAUCAGCCUGAGCCUCCUAUAGCUCCAGAGCAGCCUUUAGAGACAACGAAUGACUCGCCGAAACCGACGGGGGAAACCACUACCAGAUCAACUAUGUUAAGUGUUAUAACCGGUGUGGGAGAGAUGUGUGUUCAUCCAAAGCCCAAACCAAGUUUGUCCAGCAGCGAUGUAACUGAUAUACCUCCCCCUGACUGCCCCUACCUUCUUCUGGACGUGCGGGAACGAGAUCAGUAUGACCUCUGCCAUCUCAUCGGAGCACACAAUCUUCCUGGAACGUGGAUGUCGCGGACGUUGAUUCCUUACCCCAGGAAUGUGCUGGACUAUAAAAAUGUGAGUGGUAGAAUCAUUAUUGUUUACGACGAAGAUGAAACAGCGGCCAACAAGGUGGCCACUUACAUGAGCGAAAAAGGCUUUGAAAAUUUGUUUUUGUUGUCCGGAGGUCUUAAAGUUGUUGCUCUCAAGUUUCCUGAAGGUAUGACGACAGGCACCAUCCCAAAAUCCUGCUUUUCUCCGCCUACAAGGAGGAAGAGACAGCACCUGUGGCAGGGAGAGACAUUGCAGAUGGCAGAGGAGCGUUGGUGGUUCACGGAACACGAGUUGAGCCGAAUCAAGGAGCAGCUCGAGAAGCUCAUUCCCAGCAACCCCAACAGUCGCAUGUCCAGCCGGAUGUCAACCGUCAGCAGUCAGUCUGACAUCUGCAGUGCCAGCAGUCGUUUGGGCUCCUCUUGUGGGAGCUCCAGGGUCCAAAGCAGCCGACCCUGGAGGUAGACCAGUUCAGCUCCGGGCUGACCGGUGUCUUCGCUUCUGCCUAUAUUUAACAUGCCUCACCUGUGAACCUUGAAAUGAAAAAGCCUUUUGCACAUGAUUGAUUGUGACGAUUCAAGUCACUUUGGUUGUCUGUUGCCUUUAAUCAAAUGUGUUUUCUAGACAGAAGUGAUUGUCGAUUAGUGGAAGUCAGUCGUUACACUUGACUUCAUGAGUGACAUUGUGUUGUUGUUUCCCCAACAGUAGUGAGUUACAGCCUUUUAAUCAGUGUUCUGACCUCGCUGUCAUUUUAUUCAAUGCUGCACACCAGCUUUCACCUGGCAUUGAUUGUUUGUGACUAGUUUAUGUCCUUUUGUGAGGUGGAGUUGCCGUGUUAAGUGACUUCCAGAACACAGUGAAUUGUGAAUUUCAUUUUAAUAAAGCCUGAAACUCUCA
Molecule: messenger RNA, 1748 nt
Organism: Synchiropus splendidus (mandarinfish)
Lineage: Eukaryota; Metazoa; Chordata; Actinopteri; Syngnathiformes; Callionymidae
Product: centrosomal protein of 41 kDa-like
Exons: 11
Coding region: 288-1316 (342 amino acids)
Biological process (GO): cilium assembly; protein polyglutamylation
Cellular component (GO): ciliary basal body
Source: RefSeq, a predicted model, not a curated record